Molecule: messenger RNA, 1663 nt
Organism: Morus notabilis
Lineage: Eukaryota; Viridiplantae; Streptophyta; Magnoliopsida; Rosales; Moraceae
Exons: 10
Coding region: 148-1386 (412 amino acids)
Source: RefSeq, a predicted model, not a curated record
UCUCCCAACGAAAUCUCAAAUUAACAAGUCACAAACUCAGAUGAGCAAAACAUUCCUCCACUGAUGUUGUCGCAAUAGCAAUAGCAAUAACAACAAUAAUACAAUAAUCAAAUUCCAAAACCUCACUUCACUUUCAUCUGGGUUUCCAUGGAGCUACUGGCAACCUGUUCCACUUCCUCGUCCUCGUCGUCCUCGUUACUCGGCGCCAAACACACUUUCCCAGCGACACAGCUCAAUCGCCGUCGUUCCAAUCUCCAGUUUAAUGGCAACCGAGCGACGGCAGUAAAAAGCGCUUCUUCUUCUUCUGCGGCGUUGAAUGGGUACGCAGGUUCUUCACGCGAUUUCGGAGCCAACAACAACAACGCUACGAUAACCACCAAAAACAGUACUAGAUUCUACACACGAAUGGAUUCUUGCCUCGUAAUUCCUCCGCCUACUGGGACGAAGCCUCGCGCCGUCGUCAAAUUCUUGGGCGGCGCCUUCAUCGGAGCCGCUCCUGAACUCACUUACAGCUAUGUCAUUGAGCUGUUGGCCAAAGAAGGGUUUCUUGUUAUUUCAGUGCCGUACAACGUGACUUUUGACCAUGCCGAUGCUGCUAAGCAAGUGUACGAAAGGUUCAAUGCGUGCUUGGAUUCAGUCUUGGCAUCUGGGCUUCCUCAGGCCAAUCUUACGCCUGCCCAGCUUUCUGAUCUUCCUCUUUUUUCUGUUGGCCAUAGUAAUGGUGCAUUGCUACAAGUACUCACGGGAAGCUAUUUCUGUGAAAGGAUACCAAAGGCGAAUGUCAUAAUUUCAUACAACAACAGGCCAGCGACGGAGGCAGUGCCUUACUUUGAGCAGUUGGGUCCACUAGUUAGACAAAUCAUGCCGGUUGUAGAAGCAUCUCCAGUUUAUUCGAUGGCUAGAAGUGCCUCAGGGGAUGCAUGGAAGGUGCUAAUUGAUGCAGCUGGAGCAAUAAUACCGAACAAUGAUCAGGAGACUCUGAUUUCAGUUACCAAAUUUGUUGAUCAGUUGCCCUCUGUUUUUAACGAGGUCACUCAAGGGAUAUCGGAGUUCAAGCCCACACCCUCAGAAAAUCGCGAUCGUUGCAAGAAUUCAUACAACAUCAAGCACACACUACUUGUAAAGUUCAGUUUCGACACAAUCGAUGAGACAGAUCUUCUUGAAGAAACAUUGAAGCCUCGUGUGGAUUUUAUUGGCGGAACGCUAGAAAAAGUCGAAUUAAGUGGUAACCAUAUCACACCAUGCAUACAGGAGCCAAAGUGGCAAGUAGGUGAGGUGUACACUCCAGCAGAUGCUAUUGCUCAGGGACUCAAAACUCUUUCCUUGAAUGACAGUAGAGUCCUUGUCAGAACCAUUAGCAACUGGUUCAGACGUUUAGAGGCUUGAAAUGCUCACAAGUCACAGGGUCAUUUACAGUGAUUCUUGACGGGAAUUAAUGGAAGAAUAAAUAGUAUCAUAGAGUCUUGUAGAGUUGCAGGCAAGUAGUAGAGAGGCAUCACCCUUCUUUUCUGUAAUUCCGUGACCACACUGGUCUUCAUCAAACUGACGUGUCCCCAGUGUUCCAGCUAUUAGCUAUUAUCAAUCGAAGCAAAAUAGCAGUGACUUUUUAUGGUGCCUGCAUUCGCUUUGGACACGAUAGAAUUCUGUGGUAGGAUAUAGAAUA